Molecule: messenger RNA, 1146 nt
Organism: Lepisosteus oculatus (spotted gar)
Lineage: Eukaryota; Metazoa; Chordata; Actinopteri; Semionotiformes; Lepisosteidae
Source: RefSeq, a predicted model, not a curated record
UCAGAGCCGAGUCAUGCAAAAGGCUACAUGGCCCUCAUGAGCUGAUGGAUUAGAAGAAUGUCACUCAGAGUUCACGUGCAGAAAGUGACAGAUCUCUAUGGAAAAGGAAGAAGACUGGUUCAGAUGAAAUUCAGAGGUUUUUCUGCAAAGUCAGAGCCUCUGUAUUGUGGAAGCGAAGCUAAUUUUGAUGAGAUAUUUUCCUGGCCAAACUGUGGCUCAAUUGAGGAAGAUGAUUACCUGACUGUGGAACUUUUUGAGUACAGUAAACUGAAGCGAAGGUGCAUUGGAUCAGUCAAUGUUGUUUUGCAACAGGCAAUUGCAAAUGGUAACACCUGUGUUAAAGAGAUGCUGGUAGACAAGAACCACCUGGCUCUUGGGAUUACUAUGUACCUUGAAAUAAUCUACAUAGCUGAGAAGCCUAUGAAAGUACGAUGGAAAGAUGAAGACUUUGAGUACAGUGAAGAUGAGAAGAUGAAAAUUGUGCAAGACAAAGGAAAUCACGGGAAAGAAUUUGGAAUAUUUUCAGAUAAUAAUGAGGAGACUGAGAAGGAUGUGCCUGAGGUGCAGUCAGAAGUGUUUAACGUCUACAGGAGACUGAGGGAACAGAAGAGAGAUCGUCUCAAGCUGAUUGAAAGAAAAGAUCAGACUCUUUUUAGGCCACAAAAUUUCCAGUUUAAUAUAACAGUGCAUGAAGCCAGGCAGCUGAGUGGAAUAAACAUCGAUCCUGUUGUAUACAUUGACAUUGAUGGGAAGAAAAGGCACACAAGCACUCAAAAGUCCACCAAUUGCCCAGAAUACAAUGCGGACUUUUAUUUCGAGUUUUUUGAACCUCCAGAUCUACUUAUGGAUAAGAUCAUUCUGAUAUCGGUUUUUAGCGCUGACAAAAUACCUUUCAAGAAAACUCUGAUAGGGAUGUUCAAAAUUGAUGUGUCAUCAGUUUACGAGCAGCAAGAUCACAUGUUCCGGAACAAGUGGGCCAUCCUGACAAAUCCAGAAGACAUCACAGCCGCCAUAAAGGGCUAUGUCAGAUGUGACAUCAUCAUUACACAGAAAGGGGAUUUGGUGCACACGGGCAGUACAACAGCUUACUCCAGUUACAUUGAAAGGCAAGUUAGAAUUGUUCUGUUUGCAAUGUUUCUUUUUUAA